AUGUUGUUCAGCGAGAAAUUAGACUUGAAGCUUAUAAAAUUCGUUAAAGAAAACCCAGUGUUGUACGAUUACAAUAAUGUCAAAUACAUGGACUUUAAUGCUAGAGAGGUCGCCUGGCAGAAGAUCGGCGACGAGUUAAAGCGCCCUGCUGUGGACUGUAAAGUCAGAUGGAUAAACAUAAGAGACGUGUACCGACGUAUACUCCGAAAAAGUAUUUGCAAUCAAGAUCAACGAACGAAAAAGUACAAAUAUGAAAAUGAAUUGGCUUUCAUGAGGCCAUUUUACAAAGAUGUGUUUGUACAAAAUGGUGAUUUCGAAUCGGAUAGUAAAAGCAACGACCAGGGAAAUGAUGACGGCUAUGAUGAUGCUCCCAAUAGCGAUGAUGAUGAAGAUGAGAAGCCAAUUCGAAAACUGAAAAUUAAGAGAUCUUGUAAAACUAGCUCUAAAAAGAAAAAGAAGAGAAGUUAUGAAGAAGAAGAAAAACCAACAGAUAUACCAUUCAAUGAGUCUACCUUAUCUUCCGACUUUGAUCCCACAGAUCCUGUAGACGCCUUUUUAAUGAGCAUUGGAUCAACACUAAAAACAUUUUCGCCUUAUCAUUUAAAUUUGGCGAAAAGUAAAAUAUUUGCAGUGGUCCAAGAACAUGAUUUGCAGCAGAUUAUGCAAAAACAACGCCCCGAGGGAUCGUCACAUGAAGACAUAACAACUAAUUCAGUAUUUAUGCAAUAA
Parnassius mnemosyne (clouded apollo) is the source of this 729-nucleotide messenger RNA. NCBI's taxonomy places the organism in Eukaryota, Metazoa, Arthropoda, Insecta, Lepidoptera, Papilionidae. The record is from the annotation of a GenBank genome assembly.